Messenger RNA from Colletotrichum destructivum, 219 nucleotides. RefSeq lists its product as uncharacterized. Bases 1 to 219 code for a protein of 72 amino acids. Lineage: Eukaryota; Fungi; Ascomycota; Sordariomycetes; Glomerellales; Glomerellaceae. The transcript has a single exon. The record is from RefSeq and is a predicted model, not a curated record.
AUGAUAGAAAUGGCAGACCUCUACUCCAGGAAUGAGCUUGGGGGGAAGUUGAAGCCGUUCACCGUUACUCCCAAGGAUGAUUAUUGGUGGAUGAGAUACAGCAAAACAUGGAGCUUCAAGGCUACAUCAGAAACAUUCAGGCCUAGGGGGAUUAAGGAAGUGCAGGUUAGGGUUCGAAAAGGGAGAUAUGAAACGCAAUUCGUGCUAAACAAGGCUUGA